GCGAUCUCGACCCGUCAGGAUCGCGCGGCGGACUCGGACGCGACGUAGCGGGAUCAUGCCGGUCUCCAGACACACGACAGCGGCCUCGGCGAAUUAAAAAGUCGAGGGAAACGAAACUGGCGCGGCGCACUUUUACGGCGGCCCGCGGUCGGAAGUGCGCGACAUCCUUGGGAGGAUGACACAGUUGCGCCGUGAGAAAAAACGCGCCUCGCUCGACAAUAAUCAGCGGGACGACCCGAGUGUAGAUUGACGCGUAUGCGACGAGAGGAAAAGUGGUGAAGUGUGGAAACGACCCGCAGCCGCAGUCGAGAGUUUGCACGAGACGCGCGAAUAAGGAUCCCGGAUCGCGAUCGGAGGAGAGAAAGGGAGGAUCGAGGAAGGACGAGUGCAGACUCUGGGACUUUGGAAAACCGACCAAGCUUCUCCUCUCGAGAGAAACUAUAGCGAGAACGACAAAUACUCCGUCCGAGAAGCAAUCCCGUGUGCGAUGUCGAGCCGUGCUACUUACAAUUAGCUGCCGUCGGUAUGGCAGGAGACUCAGCUGAUGUUUCCUUGCUAACGAGCGCCAUCGAAGAAGAUCCGACAGAGAUCCCAGGUGUGGAAUGUUCGGAGCGAUCAGAAGUUCAUCCCUGUCAUCUUCGCAUCGAGGAUAGUCCAAGCAAGUGCAAAAAGGAUCAAAAUGGGGCGCUAUUGUCGGAUUUUGAUGACAUUAUCGAUUACAUCGAUUGUUGCAGUUUGUCUCAAAACUGGUUGUCGAGGAUUUGCAAUUGGUUCCCGAGGAUGUGCUCCUGCAUCGACGGCAAUUCUACACUACCAAACAAUCGAGCAGUCGGUCGAAAUGCAAGUUACGAACGACUCGGUUCCAAUCUCACAAUCUUCGAACUUAAUAGUCCGAUGCGAAGAAGUCAAAGAGGAAACCAGGAUUUGAUCGACAGUGAAAGACAGGAAGAAUUGCGAUUUUAUAACAACGAUCACUCGUUUACAACUGUGGUUGUGGAGAAGGAUCUACGGACGAUCGAUUUAUGCGAAUUACUCAAAGUCAAGAGAAACGUGAUCGGCACUGCAUGGUCGAUAAUUGAAAUGUGGCCAAAAUUGGGAAUUGAACGUACAUUAGAAGACCAUGAAGACAUUCUUGCUGUUCAUACAGAACUGGAGAUGUUUGCCUCGCGUUAUGAGAGGAGGUUUUAUUUUAAUGAAGACUUCCUGAAAUACGAACCAUUCGUCGAUCCUAAGCAAUUCUUUCCUCCCGAUAUGGUCACUUUUCCCUGCGGAGAGGACAGGAGCACAAUUAUCGAUGCUGAGAGUGCGUUAAGGAAUUAUUUGUUACGAGAGGACGGUGAGUGUCCACAAGUAUUCAGCAUGGUGUGGAUGCGACAUGUGAACUCAAACGGUUGGAGAAAGAUCUACAUGUUGCUUCGAGACCGGAAACUCUACACAACGAAAAAAACAAUCGCGACGCUGCCGAAACGGCCUCUGGACAGCGAACAUCUGAUCGCGCUCGCGCGCCUGUCAGACUAUAACGUCUACAGAAUACCGAACGCCAAGCGAGUUUUCGGCGCACCCUUCGAGUGGGGCGUCUGCCUGAGGCCGAACAGUAACGCCGAGACCGAGGACACGGAGGCUGGAGAGCCCGGGAUCAAGGUCAUUGCUUUCGAAAACGAAAAAUCACGCGCUUGCUGGCUCACAGCCAUGAGACUCGCUAAGUACGGCAAACAGCUCCGAGAGAAUUACCGAGCCUUCAAGAACAAGCAGUGCGAGCAGAACGGCAGUGGCAGCCCCAAAGAACAAUACAGCAGCUACAAUGUGUCCAAUGAGUCGAUACGAUCUCGGGUGGCGAUGGACUUUACUGGUAGUGUGGGCAGGAUAGUUGAUGACCCCAAGGAAGCUAAGGACAUAGCUGAGAACGAGGGCAUGAUUUGGCGACGGAGGUGGCGACCAUUCUCGCGUACACCACCAGGUUGUGCUAUGAUGAGGCUGCAUGGUCUCGACGGUGGCAUACAUGUUCUUCAGCCUUGGUUCCACGGCGGUCUCAAGAGGGAUGUCGCAGCGGCCAUUAUAAGGGAUCACGGUAGUGUCGACGGUGUGUUUCUGGUCAGGGAGAGCAAGAGCAAUCCGGGAGCCUUCGUUCUGACCUACAAGUACAACGACAAGGUCUUUCAUGCGCAAAUUCAGCCCAUUUUUGACGAGCGUCGCAACUGCUGGUUAUAUACUCUCGAUAAGGGGGCGACCAAGUUCUAUGACUUGCUGCAGCUGGUCGAGUUUUAUCAACUGAACGCGGGCUCGCUACCUACACGAUUGACCCACUACGUGCAGAAUGGGGUGAAACCGCCGCUGCACAAGCCGGAGGACGGCGGUGCCUCGCCAUCGCCGCCUGAGGGCAGCAGCCAGCGAGUCAACAGCACCGACAAAGUCGCCGAGCCGUGCAGCAAACCGAGCAACAUUUGAGUAUAGGACAGCCGGCGACCCGUCAGUGUUGUUGACGGCGAUCGUCUGUCGACCGUUUGCGUCACCAGUGGACCCCUUGUUCCCGUCACCGACAAUAUCGUGAUGGUGCAUCGUAACAGCAGUAACAACAACAACAAGCACCUGGGGAACGAUAACAAUGGUAAUGGUGACGACAAUGGAAAUCGCGGCGACGUCCACUCGACACGGUCGGGUUGCUGGAGUCUAUGUCUUUGCAGUUACAACAAAUGGGAUUUGUAGCGCAAUCGGUAGUAGCAGGGCGAUAUUCGAGCACGCAUGAAAAAGAAGAAGGUUGUCUUGUCGCGAAGACGGAAUGAAAGAAGAAAAAGAGGAAAGAAGGGUGAGAUUGUGCGGCUUGAGAAUCAUCCUCAGAUCGCGAUUUGUUUUAAUAAGCAACGCAGCGUAUGUGCGACGUCACUGGGUCGGCUGACCCGUGUAACAAGAAUGACCAAUUUUUAACGGCGAAAUAAUAACAAAGAAGAUAUGAUCACCGUGAGAAAAAACACAGGAUCGCUGUAGUACAAGAAGUUUUAUUUUUAUUUUUCACGUUCGUUUUGAUGUUCUGCUCACGCGGAUAAUGUCCAAAGUAGCACGGCGUUGAUAUCCGCCGACAGCGAUCCUCACGGAAACGAAAACCUCUUUGAUGGUUUCAAUCGUACAUUACUAUGUUAGUUGUCGUGUAAUAAAGGAUCCAUCUUGUGGUCUAGACUUCCCCAAAGACCAAACUACUUUCGUUUCUCUUUUAUUUAAGAUUUUCAGCGAUAAAUAUGUCUAGACGAUCAAAGAAGCAUAUAUUUGUUUUUCCCAUUUUUAUUCUUUUUUUUCUUUUCAUUUUCUACAUGUCCACGUUUGCACAAACAUGGCGCGCAUGACUAGAUUACUAAUCGUGCGCGAAGAUAUCGUCAUUCGCAAAGUUAUUCCGUAAGAAGAAGAGAAAAACGUGAUUGUUCACGCGUAUGUAUGCAUAAUGCUGCAUUAUAUGCAUCAUUUGGAUGCGAGAGAAAGAAAGUGGAUAGAUAAGCUGUCGCGAAUUACAAUAUAGUUAUAUCGUAAUGAGAA
This is a messenger RNA of Camponotus floridanus (Florida carpenter ant), 3522 nucleotides long. Its product is annotated as growth factor receptor-bound protein 14. Bases 526 to 2445 code for a protein of 639 amino acids. Gene Ontology annotation, biological process: signal transduction. The transcript has 14 exons. The record is from RefSeq and is a predicted model, not a curated record. NCBI's taxonomy places the organism in Eukaryota, Metazoa, Arthropoda, Insecta, Hymenoptera, Formicidae.